AUGUCUGAUCGUGACUUGCACACUUUCAAGUCUCACGCCGAGCUGGCGGCUGCCGCCUUAGGCUCCGUCUAUGCAGCAAAUGAGCUCAGCAAGGCACUGACGGACGAAGACGCCCAUGACAACACGGAUCAUUAUCUCAGGGCUGCCGUCGGCGCCGCAGUAGCGGUUGGCGCGUACCAUCAACUGCAGAAGAAAAGGCACCACGACGAUUCCGACAGUUCAUCCGAUGAAGACGACCACAUCCACAAGGAGCAUCGCGAGCAUAGCGGCGAGAAACAUCAUCAUCACCAUCCAGACCCGCCGGGCCAUGGAAGACACCUCCUUGAGGAGGCCGCUGGAGCUUACAGUCUGGGCAAAGAAUUGCUCGGCGACCGGCGGCAUCAUGUUGUUCAUUUGAUUGCUGAGGCUUUGGGAGCAGUUGGAGCGCUGAGAGAUAUUCAAGGACGGAAAAGAAUUGAGGAAGCGGAACAUGAAAAUCGCUAA
Messenger RNA from Exophiala xenobiotica, 483 nucleotides. RefSeq lists its product as uncharacterized. Lineage: Eukaryota; Fungi; Ascomycota; Eurotiomycetes; Chaetothyriales; Herpotrichiellaceae. Bases 1 to 483 code for a protein of 160 amino acids. The transcript has a single exon. The record is from RefSeq and is a predicted model, not a curated record.